Messenger RNA from Orbilia oligospora ATCC 24927, 1038 nucleotides. RefSeq lists its product as uncharacterized. The transcript has a single exon. The record is from RefSeq and is a predicted model, not a curated record. NCBI's taxonomy places the organism in Eukaryota, Fungi, Ascomycota, Orbiliomycetes, Orbiliales, Orbiliaceae. The coding region runs from base 1 to 1038 and encodes 345 amino acids.
AUGAUGCCCGACGAUUUCGCCAUGACGGACACAGCGAUGGCCGCCCCACAAUCUUCACACUCCCACUCCACACAGGCUCCCAAAUUAAAGCAGCCUUCCUACUUAAUCGCCUAUCUCCAAAAGUCCGAACUAUUCUCAAAUACAACGGAUAACAGGAAGAACAAAGAAAACAGCAACAACGAUACACCCAAGAUUGUUUCAAAGUCCAACGGAUCUAGUCUACACAGCAGUCGAGGUUCGCUACAUGACCGUCACCACGAAGACGAAGACGAAGACGAGAAAGACGAUGAAAACGAAGACGAGAAAGACCACUACGAAGAAAUCACCGAAUCAGCACGGUCUGCUAGGAAUUCAUUGCUAGUAGAACAAUUCUGGGCGAAUACGCAGUUACACCUAGCGCAUGAUUCCUCGGAUGAUGCGGCUGACGACGAAGAAGGACUUGAAGACGACGACGAUGAUGGUUACGAUGAUUUCGAUUCGGAUUCUUAUCAGGACCCCGACGAAUUGACGAAUUUACCGUAUAAAUCACCGGCGGUAUACCAGCUCCCCGGAUCCGGGAAUGGGAAUAAGUUUAGAACGCUGGUGAGGAAUGGACCUGUUGGAAGUGCAGAGGGCGAAGCUCAGAGGUUUGUGGUUAUCAAGAGGAGGAGUUUUAGAGGUGCUGGACUGUAUCCUGAGGAAAUGGUUGAUGUGGAUGUGGAGAUGGGUGGGUGUGUGGUUUUGGGAGAUGAAGAAAAUAAUAAUGAUAAUCGUAAUCGUAAUAAUGUGAAAGGAGGGAAGGAUGAGGAUGGGGAUGAAGAUGAAGAUGAAGAUGAGAGAUUGGAAGGGGAAGUUGAAGUAAUGUGGUCUGAAGAUGGAGAAGAGUUUUGGCUGGUUAGGGACCCGGCUGAGAACGGUGGGAUUGGGAAGGAGACUAGUUGGGUUUCCAAGGAGUGGUUUAUUCUGAGGAGGAAGAUGAUGGGGAAGGGCCAGGCUGGACGAGGAGGAGAAGGAGAGAAGCAGAGAGUUGAAUUGAGGGUCCCGAUGGAGACGGAUUAA